Molecule: messenger RNA, 759 nt
Organism: Entamoeba dispar SAW760
Lineage: Eukaryota; Evosea; Mastigamoebida; Endamoebidae
Exons: 1
Coding region: 1-759 (252 amino acids)
Biological process (GO): vesicle-mediated transport
Cellular component (GO): endocytic vesicle; cytosol
Molecular function (GO): guanyl-nucleotide exchange factor activity; small GTPase binding
Source: RefSeq, a predicted model, not a curated record
AUGGGUUCAGGAUUACUUAUACAAAAAUUUAAGAAAUAUCUUGAGCAGCACCAAGAUGAUAUAAAGUCUAUCAAACAAUUUAAGACAUGGUUUAAUACAGAGCAGUGUAUUGAAAGAGAAGAAGUAGAGAAAGUUGUAAUGUCAUUAUACCAAACGAUUUUAUAUAAUUUGUCAUUAAAUGAAUCUCCCUUUACAUUUGAAGAACAAAAACUAUGUGUAGAAUAUAUUAUUAUGGAAGAGUUAUAUGAAAAUAUAUUUGCUACAAAAGAAGAAAUAGAAAUAGAUGCACGUCUAAUCAAACAAAUAAUUCUUAUGCAAAAAAUACCAAUAUCUAAAUAUCAAGUUUCUCAAAAAAUUAUAAAUGAUCAAAAUUGGAAUAGAUCAAAAGAUUUAUUAAUAGAAAUUAAUAAUUUCAAAACUCCAACUGAAAAAAUAAAUUCUAUUAACAAAUGUUUUAGAAAUAUUAUUUAUCAUAAUAACAUUACUUUGCAAAUGAGUUGUGAUGAAAUAUUGGAAAUAUUAACAUAUCUUAUUGUUCAAUGUCAACCACCUAUGUUAUAUUCUAAUAUCUCUUUUAUAAGAAAAUGCUGUUUUGAUUUAACUUCUGAAAAUGACUAUUUUCUUACCCAACUAGAGAUUUGUGUUCAAUUAAUUCUUCAAUACACACCUGGUUUACCAAAAAAAUAUGACGAAAAUGUAGAAAAUAAAAUCAUUAAUUCCCCUCCAAUUUCAUCCGCCUCAUCUCAACUUACAUUUUAA